This is a messenger RNA of Otolemur garnettii (small-eared galago), 4262 nucleotides long. It is a transcript of the gene PASK, whose product is annotated as PAS domain containing serine/threonine kinase. The record is from RefSeq and is a predicted model, not a curated record. The transcript has 18 exons. Gene Ontology annotation, cellular component: cytosol; nucleus; cytoplasm. Lineage: Eukaryota; Metazoa; Chordata; Mammalia; Primates; Galagidae. Gene Ontology annotation, biological process: negative regulation of glycogen biosynthetic process; intracellular signal transduction; protein phosphorylation. Bases 77 to 3931 code for a protein of 1284 amino acids. Gene Ontology annotation, molecular function: protein serine/threonine kinase activity; ATP binding.
CCGCGGGCCAGGCGGAUCUCUCCGUGGGUCUCAAGUUUACGAUUGUUAGAGGUGGUGGCUUGGUCCCCUCCUUCCCAUGGAGGACAGAUGCUCAGUGGUUGAAGAGGACCAGAGAGGCCCGUCUGGGAGCACCCCCUUGACAGUGCCAGUGGAGCGCCCAGCUUCACAGACCAUCUCCAAGUCCAGCAAGUCAUUAUCCGCUGCCCGCAGACACCUGAGCAGAAAGAAUGGGCUUUCUAAGCUCUGCCAGAGCAGGAUGGCGCUCUCCGAAGACAAAUGGAGCUCCUACUGUCUGUCAUCACUGGCUGCCCAAAAUAUUUGCACCAGCAAAUUGUACUGCCCUGCUGCCCUGGAGCACGCUGGGUCCCAGGCCAGCGUGUCCUGUUGUUCCCUGCUGCAGGGGCUGUCUGCAGGGUGGUCUGCCCCUCUGCUCCCGGCUCCUGUGUGCAACCCCAACAAAGCCGUCUUCACCGUGGAUGCCAAGACCACAGAGAUCCUGGUUGCCAACGACAAAGCUUGCAGGCUCCUGGGCUGCAGCAGCCACAGCCUGGUCGGUCAGAAGCUCGCACAGUUCUUCCUGAAGUCAGACUCGGCUGUCCUCGAGGCCCUCAGUGAGGAGCACGUGGGUGCCGACGGCCAUGCUGCAGUGGUGUUUGGCACAGUGGUGGACAUCGUCAGCCGCAGUGGGGAGAAGGUGCCAGUGUCAGUGUGGAUGAAGAGGCUGCAGCAGGAGCGCAGCCUGUGCUGUGUGGUGGUCCUGGAGCCUGUGGAGAGGGUCUCUGCCUCGGUGGAUUUCCAGAGUGAUGGGACCAUCACUUCCUGUGACCAUCUCUUUGCUCAUCUCCAUGGCUACGCUAGUGGGGAAGAUGUGGUGGGGCAGCGCGUCACAGACCUCAUCCCCUCUGUGCAGCUGCCUCCUCCUGGCCAACAUGUCCCAAAGAACCUCAAAAUUCAGCGGUCUGUCGGAAGAGCUAGGGACGGCACCACCUUCCCUCUGAGUUUAAAACUGAAAUCUAAAUCCAGCAGCGAGGAGACGGAUGCCAGUGAGGUGGUUCCCCAAUGGAGCUACUCAGCAUCUGUGUGGGUCUUCUGCACCAUCAGUGGCCUCAUCACCCUCCUGCCGGACGGGACCAUAUAUGGCAUCAACCACAGCUUUGCGCUAACACUGUUCGGUUACGGGAAGACUGAGCUGCUGGGCAAGAAUAUCACUUUCCUGAUUCCUGGUUUCUACCACUACAUGGACCUUGCCUAUGACAGUUCUUUACAACUGCCAGACCUGGCCAGCUGCCCGGACGUCAGCAAUGAGAAGGGCUCUGGGGAGAUGCCCACAGACUCUUGGCAGGGCUGGGGUCUGGCUGGUGAGGUCCAGGACCCAGAGGGUAGCGUCAUGCUUACUAGUGACCACGUUCUGCCUCAAGAUGAGACCCUGAAGCUGGCAGGAAGCCGAGACAUCCUCACUGGGACCCAGACCCAGAGACAGCCAGGAUCUGGAGGCCCCUGGUCCCAGCCCCCACCUGGGGUGGAUGCUGUUUCAGAAGGAAGCCCGCCAGCUCACAGUGUGCAGCUGCCCCCUGAGCCCCAGCGAGUCACAGCCUUGGGGAAAGAGGAGCCUGGAGCAACAGAGAGCCCAAAGCAGGGUCUUCUGGAAGAAAGUGGGUCUGAACCAGUGCACACACAGUCACCGGCUUCUGGGGAAGCCUCGGAAACUCCUGUCCCAGCUGAGGACUGGAAGAGUGAUGCAGGAGUGUGUGACCCACGCCAGGAGUCCUGGCUGGAACUGGCGGGACUUAGUGGUCCUAGUGGUAUAAACUCUUGGGCCAGUGCCACAGCUGAGCACCGGGCCAUGGGUCAGCCGGCAGGGGGCGGCCUCCUGAUGCACUGCCCCAGAUAUGGGGGUGAGUGGGGCCUGCGGCCAAAGAGCCAGGACUUGACUCCCAGCCCCUCUGGGGUAGCAUGUGUCUCCUUUGGGACACCUACUCUGGAUGAGCCAUGGCUGGGCAUGAAAGAUGACCGAGAAGAGCUGCAGACCUGCCUGAUUAAGGAACAGCUGUCCAGUCUGAGCUUUGCGGGAGCCCCAGGCAUCACCUGCAUAGAGCUUGUCCCAGCAGAGCACACCCCCUUCCCGGCCUCCAUGUCCUCCUGUGAUGUGGGAGGCAGAGACCUGCAUGGCAGCCGCCCAGGUAGCUCCUCAGCCUGCUACGCCUUGGCUACAGACCUUCCUGGGGCCCUGCGAGCAGUGGAGUCCCAGGAGGCCGACAUGAACUCGUUUUCCUGGAACCUCAAGGAGCUCUUUUUCAGCCACCAGACAGAUCAGACUUCAUCGAGCUGUUCCUAUGCUACAUCUGAGCUUAUAGGGACACCAUCUCCGUCAGUUGUGGGCUCUGAUUUAGAUGUGAGCAGUCUCCUUGGGCAGAGCUCAGGUGUUUCAGAUGACAGAGAGCUGUUACUGCUGACUGGCACCCGCUUUGAUUUGGGUGAAGGGCAGCGGUUCCGGGAGAGCUGCCUGGGAUGUGAUCAGGCAGAACCAUCUGAGGUUUCUUUGGUGUCCUUGGAGCAUUUUGAAGUAAGUGACUGCGAAAACCCAGCCUGCACCCUGCACACGGCAGACACUGGCCCCAAGGAUGCACCCUGUUCAGCAGAGGAGCCAAGGCUGAAUGUACAGGUCACCUCCACGCCUGUGACCCCCGGGGCUGCCACCCUACAGAGGGAGAUCCGGGAGGGCAGCUACUCAGGAAGCUGCUGCCACCGUGACGGCCUGCAGCUGAGUGUGCAGUUUGAGGUAAAGCGGGUAGAGCUCCAAGGCCCUGCACCCCUGUUCUGCUGCUGGCUGGUAAAGGACCUCCUGCAGAGCCACCGGGACUCAGCCACCAGGACCCGCCUGCUGCUGGCCAGCCUGCCCAGCUCUGCCCACUCCAUAUCCGAGCUGCCUGGACCCAGCCCAGGGGAGCUGCUCAGAGCCAAGCCCUGGUUUGAAGAAGCCCCCCGGGCUGUGGAGCUGGAGGGGGUGGCAGCCUGCGAGGGUGAAUUUUCCUGCAAGUACAGUGCCCUGAGCCCACUGGGCAGUGGGGCCUUUGGCUUUGUGUGGACUGCGGUGGACAAGGAAGAGAACAAGCAGGUGGUGGUGAAGUUUAUUAAGAAGGAGAAGGUUUUGGAGGACUGUUGGAUUGAGGACCCCAAACUUGGGAAAGUCACUUUAGAGAUUGCAAUUCUUUCCAGAGUGGAGCAUGCCAACAUCAUUAAGGUUUUGGAUGUAUUUGAGAACCAAGGGUUCUUCCAGCUGGUGAUGGAGAAGCAUGGCUCUGGCCUGGACCUCUUCGCCUUCAUCGAUCGCCACCCCAGGCUGGAUGAGCCCCUGGCAAGCUACAUCUUCCGACAACUGGUGUCAGCGGUGGGGUACCUGCGCUCAAGGAACAUCCUUCACCGUGACAUCAAGGAUGAGAACAUCGUCAUCGCUGAGGACUUCACCAUUAAGCUCAUAGACUUUGGUUCAGCUGCCUACCUGGAGAGGGGCAAGCUGUUCUACACUUUCUGCGGGACAAUUGAGUACUGUGCACCCGAGGUCCUUCUGGGGAACCCUUACCGAGGACCAGAGCUCGAAAUGUGGUCUCUGGGAGUCACGCUGUACACCCUGAUCUUUGAGGAGAACCCCUUCUGCGAGCUGGAGGAGACUGUGGAGGCUGCCAUACAUCCACCAUACCUAGUGUCUGCAGAGCUCAUGAGCCUGGUGUCUGGCCUGCUGCAGCCAGCCCCUGAGCAGCGCACCACCCUGGAGAAGCUGGUGAUAGAUCCGUGGGUGACACAGCCUGUGAACCUUGCAGACUACACGUGGGAAGAGGUGUGUCGCGUAAACAAGCCAGAAAGCGGGGUUCUGUCCACUGCAAGUCUGGAAACGGGGAGCAAGAGCUUGAGUGAAGCAGCCCAGGAGCUUUGAGGGGCUCCUGCCCAGGGGAGCCCCUGCUGGCCAGUCUGUGUGCAUCAUGGGGACCCUCCCCCUUGACUGAGUGAGCCUUUCUCUACUCAGUUAGGAAAGUCACAUGAUUCUCAGGCCCCAUCCAUUUGGAGAAGGUAAAUUCUCAAGAACUUUCACUUUCUAAAAACUCAGGUGCGCGUUUGAUAAAUACUAGAACAAAAGCCAGUGAUACUGUAUUAUUUUAGGUUUAUAAAAUAUUCUGGAAAUUCACUUUUUCAUGACCUUGAAGAAAAAACAUUCCAGUGUUCAAUUGCUUGAUACUAUUAAAAAGUUCUUGCUGUGUGAACUUCUG